Molecule: messenger RNA, 669 nt
Organism: Fusarium fujikuroi IMI 58289
Lineage: Eukaryota; Fungi; Ascomycota; Sordariomycetes; Hypocreales; Nectriaceae
Product: related to LRP16 protein
Exons: 2
Coding region: 1-669 (222 amino acids)
Source: RefSeq, a predicted model, not a curated record
AUGGCUGCUACUAGAGGCCUCAGCGAAAUUCCCACCCUCGCCUCUCUCUAUCGCGACCCUGAUUCUGCCCUAUCCGAGGCUCAUCUAUCAUCAAGAAGCGACCCUGACUAUCCUGCAUCUGAUUCCAUCAACAAGCGCAUCGGCUUAAUUCGCGGUGAUAUCACCAGACUUCGCCUCGAUGCUAUCGUCAACGCCGCAAACAGGUCUCUGCUAGGUGGAGGGGGCGUUGAUGGAGCUAUUCAUAGGGCCGCCGGCACUGACCUGGUUAAGGAGUGCAAGACCCUCGGUCCCAUCAACACUGGCGAGGCCGUCAUCACAAAGGGUUACAAUCUCCCUUCCAAGCAUGUCAUUCACACCGUCGGACCUGUGUACGCUGCAGAUGCGAACCCUAAUGAGAGUCUCGCCAAUUGCUACCGCGAAAGUUUGAAGCUUGCCGUCAAGAACGGCGUGACCACAAUCGCUUUCAGCGCCAUCAGCACAGGCGUUUACGGGUUUCCCAACCUUCCUGCCGCUAAGAUCGCCUGCAGGACUGUUAGAGAAUUCCUCGAGAGUGAGGAGGGAAGCAAGCUCACCCGAGUGGUAUUUGUUACGUUUGUUGCUCCUGAUGUGAAUGCGUACAACGAGACGAUUCCACGAAUGUUCCCACCCACGAAAGACGGAUCUGCAUAG